CGACGCAACCAACGUUGACUAAAGACAAUGUUCAGAAAACAAAUGGAAAUUCGUAGCUACGUAUACAAGAACACGUCCAGAACGAAAAACGGAGAAUAAUAAAGUCGACAAUAAUAAGGAAAGAAUGGAUCUUUCACCACAGUCCAGAACAACAGAUGAUACAAUCACGGACAGUAAUGCGUCAAAGGAGAGUCCGUACAGAUGGCAUGCGCCUGCACGAAAAUACGAAACGUCUCGUACCAAUCUACCGGUUAAACCUAAAGCAGUAACUAUAAACUCGGACUCUGCAUCCUCACAGACUACCGGAAGUAGUAACAAACCUCCAGUGUUUAAACUUAAAUUACAUAAAAAGCCAAUGUAUUCUAGAGACAAGAAAGCAAAGGAAAAGGAAGCCGUUCUAACUCCAAGAACACAUAAAUCCUCACAAGACUCAUCUAGGCCAAAGUCUUAUCAUUUAGAAAGGGAUAGAUCUAUUUAUAGGACUAAUACUUAUUUGUGGGAGGAAGAAAAGGCUGAGCUUACAUACCAGCCAUCGACAAAUACGCAAACGGAUGUUAUGAUGGCUUAUACUGGUGAACCAAAUACAAGAGAGGCUUUGAAAAGUGCUGGUGGCAAGAAAAGGGCGAAAGAAUUCAAAAAAGCAUUUACAGUGUUCGCUGUGCGGUCAAAACAGCCGCCAUGGCACGAGAAUGAGUAUAUACUCAACAGACGAGAGGCUCAAAUUUAUCAAGGUAUCAAACAAGUUUACGAUAAACCAACUGCAAAGAAGUCUAGACAGCGAGAAUUUAUGAAGAAACUUGAACAUUUCCAAAUUGAAAUGGCAAAACAUGAGAUGAACGAGAUGCAAAUAAAAGAAGUAAAAAAGAACAAAGACAAAACGAGGCAAGCAAAUCAGCUGAAGGAAUUAAGGCAACGAUUUGAAGACGAGGCUUGGCAUCGGUUCCACACACAAUAUGUAACGUCACGAGUUCUUGAGCACGAAAAAAUGAAUCGCUUCCAGUACGGACUUCCCGAGGAACCGGACGGUGAACCAGAAUUCGCAGUGAAAUUGAAAAGGAAGAAGAAGAAUCCACAAGUGGUUAUCAACGGAAAACAGUUAAGCAAAAUAAAUAAAAAGAGAUAUUCUGAUAUGUUUGAUGUGAACACUGGGCCAAAAUGGAGUACAGACACCAAAGAACCUAAGAUGGAGGGGAUCGACACUGUAGUGUUGGAUGUACAUGAUGAGGAGGGAGGCGUGAUAAUCACGCGAAAAGAAGAAGGAAACACAAAAGAGAAGAAAAAGUUCGUAAAGGACGUAAUCCACGAGGCGCAAAAGGAACUUCAGGCAUCGCCUGGCAAUGGUAAUAACACGGGGGUGACGCCGAGGAGCCCUGUGGUAGAAGAUGCACCAAACACUAAAUCUAACCAAAGAGCAAAGACUCCGGACUUUUACGCAGAGGAGAGUGAAAGUGAUGAUGAUGACGACAUGUCCGACAUCUUUGAGAGGGCGCGAAAGAAGUAUAACUUGACAGUAGAAGACGAAGCCGAUGCUGCCAGUCGUGCAAGUCGUGUGCGUUGAGAAAGUACAUGAACAUUUGUGACAUGUAUUUGGUUCAAAAGUCAUCUUUCAAGGAAACUAAACCAGAACAUUGUAAUAUCUGUUGUUAAAACGAAUAUGUCUGAGCAAAUAUAACAAACAUUUAGGAUAUAUUUCGAAAAUAUUUUAUCUCUUGUUUAAAUUUAUAUUGAAAAUAAUGAUAUAUAUUGUUGAAGCAUCCUUUUUUAAAAAUAUGAAAAUGUCUACCCAUUACUGAAACUACAAUGUAUAAUGAACUCAUAUGCACGAUAUAUUUUAGAUUGAAUAAGCACUUUUCGAAGACUGUUUGAAAAUCGUUGAAAAUAAGAUAUCCUUGUUACUAUCAACCCAAGAAACAGUUAGAGAAUUGGCGAUUAGUAAUUGAUACGUCAUGUAAUAUUUCUUUUAAACGAAAGAUGUUCACGUUUUUAGUACAUGGUAAUGAUUAUCUCCCUUUCCAGGAUUCUGUUUCGUUUCGAACGCUUAAAGGGGGGAAACUCAUAUCCAAAUGUAUACUGCAGAAAAUGGUAAUAGUGAUAAACGAAUUACUGCCCUUAACCAUGGCAGUGGCACAAUUCGGAAAGUCAUUGGACUCAGUCUACUGUCACGGUGCAUUUUAGUCUAACCUCGAUGUAAUUUCCUCCUCGGCAAAAUGAAAGUAACCGAAAUCAUUUAAUGUUCAAUAAUAUCCAUUUUAUCAUAUACUAAGGUCAAUCUAACAUAACUUUGUAUUAACCCCGUCCACGUGUUAUAGAUAGAUGUUGAAAGGUGGAAAGGGACUUAACUAAUGUGUCCUUGCAUUUUACUUAUGUAUCAACUUCUGUGAUAAAAAUUACUAGUGCUUUAUACUAGGAAUGAAAGAGAGGAGUGAAUGAUAUGAAUGCGUGUAUAUCAAACGUUUAUAUUAUAUAUUUAUUUGAAUUUAGGAUAAAAUUAAUUUUGAAAUUGUUUUAUAAACUGGCACAAUUAAAAGGAUCAGUGAUAUUUUCCGAUGUCUAUUUCACAAUGCACAAACAUUUAUGCACUCCGAAUAUUAAUAGAACAACUACUUAUACAGAAGUAAUGCAGAAAUAAUGAUCAAAUUAUGAUCAGCAACUUCAAAGUGUAAAUAGCUGGUAAUCUAGUCGCCGUUAAGGAGUAUAUUAUUUAAUAUCAAACCGUGUCUACUUGGAUCAAUUCGGUAAACAAAGUAUCAUCGGACAUUGAUAUAUCUAGGAUGAAUCGUUACAAUAUUUUAAACACAUCAGUGGAACUUGAGCCCAUGUAUUAAAAACUGAAAAGAAGCUCUUUUCACGUAUUAUAUUCUAUUGUUUGAAUUGCUUUUAACGUCACUCAUGAUAUUUAUAUUUUCUCAACAACCAGAAAUAUCACUUUAGAUAACAGGUUCUGAAGCUUUCUGAAUAAUACGAUUUCUAUGAUAAUGAGUAUUUAGCUAUUUGGGAAUCUCGGCCAUUUACAUGUAGUGUAAAAUGGCGUUUACUCACAAUUAAUUGAUUAAGAAUCUGCAAAGCAUUUUAAAGUAACACGAGUACGUACACUGUAUAUGUAGCUUGUAUUUGCAUUGGUAAUAAUCGAUAGUCCUUGGAUCAUUGGUGGUCGAUUAAGACAUAUUUUAUUGUCCAAAAUGACAAAUGGAUGAGAGACAAAUUCUUAGAACUUACUAACUUUUCUCCAAACAAGUAUUAUCCUUCACAAGUAAUUGGUACAAUAGAGUUAUUUGGAUAAAAGUAUGAUAUUCUGUAAAAUCAAUGACACUUCUGUAUUAUCAUUAAAUGAUCACUGAUCUUGA
Molecule: messenger RNA, 3344 nt
Organism: Pecten maximus
Lineage: Eukaryota; Metazoa; Mollusca; Bivalvia; Pectinida; Pectinidae
Product: muscle M-line assembly protein unc-89-like
Exons: 6
Coding region: 125-1558 (477 amino acids)
Source: RefSeq, a predicted model, not a curated record